AUUACAGGGAAUUUCCAGGAAUAUGAAGACGAGCUGGAAGAGACACUUGAGUUCUGCCCUCUUCAGUGUACUGGCGCCACUAAUGCCAUGGUUAUCAAUCAGAGCCAACCCGUUGAAAACUGCGUGGUCGGUAUCAGCGUGGGUGUCGUCCAACGACGAAACGAUUGGUUCCUGUGGAGAGGUGAAGACUGCCAGAAACAAACAAGCGUGUUCAACAUUAAGUGCACAUAUAGCGUCAGAGAGAUAAUGUUUUUAAAAACAUUACAGCAAAAACACAGACCACGGGGAACAGUUUCCAUCAAAGCUUUUCUCUUUCUUUCCAUUUCGAUUUAUAAUUUCAAAACAAAAUACAAACGCGAAAUUGCUAUUCUUACCUCAUUACUAGAUAACCCGUCAUCACAUCUAAAGUGCGGUUCCCAGCACUUCCUUCAUUCAUUUGGUUUUCCUCGCAAUGAUCCUCUAAUAAGGUCUUCGAACAUAUCACGUGUUGUUCCGGCUGCUGCUUGA
Molecule: messenger RNA, 507 nt
Organism: Angiostrongylus costaricensis
Lineage: Eukaryota; Metazoa; Nematoda; Chromadorea; Rhabditida; Metastrongylidae
Source: the annotation of a GenBank genome assembly